UUAAAAGUCAAAACAAAUAAAUUUCUGUGGUUAGUGGUUAUUUCUUUUAAAUUUAAAUUAUUUGAGAAGUUAUUCAAUAUUCUAUUCUGUUCAGGUCAAAGGAUUGCACACGAAAAAAUGGCCUUCUCCUUUGGAAACACUAGCACACCACAAAAGCCGACUGGUUUUGCCUCACCCUUCGGCUCCACCCAACCAACAACCACCCAAACCACUAGUUUUGGUUUCGGUCAAACUCAACCUGCUCCAUCAUUCGGUUCAACUUUCGGAACUGCCCCCACAACUGCUCCACCCGCAUUCGGCGCCACCAACACUUUUGGUACAACAAACGCAGGCUUUGGUGCUACAAAUACAGGUUUCGGCGCCACAAAUACAAGUUUUGGCGCCACAAACACUGGUUUUGGCACUACAAACACAGGUUUUGGUGGUUCCACUUUUGGUACGCCUGCGGGCGGUACUGCGGCACCCGCUUUUGGCAGUAGCUUUGGCAACACUCAGGGUAGUACUUUUGGUAAUACUCAGACUCAGGCGACUACCGGAAUGUUUGGACAGCAGCCAGCAAAACCGGCUGGCGGACUUUUUGGUGCGACUACUACUUCGACUGCAAGUUUGUUUGGUGGUCAACCCACUCCUAGUUUAUUUGGUGCCAGUAAUCAGACUCAGGCUGCUCCAAAUUUAUUCGGAGGUAACACGACAACACCAUCACUAUUCGGUCAAACUGCAGCUCCCUCAACCACAUCCAGUUUAUUCGGUACCUCAUUCGGACAACCUGCAGCAAGUACUGCACCAUCUUUUGGAGGCAGUGGUGGUUUAUUCGGAACAGCACCUCAAAGUACUGCACCUUCGCUAUUUGGAGCUUCAACUUUCGGCCCAACCACUGCUGCUAGUGGUUUUAGCAGUUUCGGUGCUGCCGGUACCACCACGACAGGAUUUGGUGGUUUUGGUGCGGCACCUAGUACCAGCAUGUUUGGUGCAAAACCAGCUCAACCGGCUCAACUUGCUACAUCUCAAAAUAAAUCUCCACAAGUUAUCGCUUCGGUUUAUUCUAUCAAUGUUUACAAUGAUGAACGGGACGAGAUCUUGAAAAAAUGGAAUAUGUUGCAGGCGUGUUGGGGUACUGGAAAAGGUUAUUAUCACCCGUCACAACCUCCUAUUGAGUAUAAUACAACAAAUCCUUUUUACAGGUUUAAAGGUAUAGGUUAUAAUGCAAUACCAGAACAGGAUAAUUCUGAAGGAAUAGUGAAAUUGGUUUUUCUCAAGAAGGUAGCAGAUAUGAAAAACCAAAAGGAAGUAUUGAAAAACGGCAUUGGUGGAAUUUUGGGAAAUCGACCCAAUUUAACUGUAGAAGUUUUAUCCAUUAGGGCUGUGUCUGAUACUCAGACUGAGGUAAAAAUCUGUGUAUCUGAAAAAGGUGUAACCGGAACAAGUAAAAAAAUCCUAGCCACCGAACUAUCAACUUUCCUCAAUCAACCCACCCAAAAACAACAACUCGUAGCCGUCGGAGUACUUUUAACGACACCAUUCGUAACUCCCACCAAAGCCGAACUUCAAGAAUACUUGAAAAAUCCUCCACCCGGUUUGGAACCGCAAAUGUGGCAAGCAGCAAUUCAAGACAACCCCGACCCUGCAAAAUAUAUUCCAGUUCCCAUAAACGGAUUUUCCGAUCUUCGGGCCAGAAUCUUGAACCAAGAGUAUCAGAACGGUUUGCAUUUGGCUUAUGCGGAGAAAGCCCAUGCAGAUGUUGUCGAUUUGCAGACUAAACAUUCCAGAUCUGUGGCGCAAAGUGCUGAACUGAAGCAGAAGUUUUUAGAAUUGCAGCAUAGAGUUUUGAGAGUUUUAGUGAAACAGGAAUGUUCAAGAAACGUUGGCAUAGCUAUAAGACCAGAAGAAGAACAAAUGAGAGGUCGUUUGGAACUGAUUUAUCAGGCUUUAAAUAUGCCGAAUCAAUUCAAGGGUCAACUUAAUGAACUUCUAUCUAAAAUUAAAUUGAUCGAAAGUUCCGCCAUCAUUGAUUGUCAGUACAAUCUGGUUCCUGAAACUAAGGACGAUAUCAAACAGUUUUUGCAUAUGCAACAGAACGCUAUUGCCCAACUGAUAAACAUCGUUGCUAGUGACCUGCAAAGUUUGCAAAUCAUAACUAAAGGCCUGAAAGAGAUGAAAGAAGGACAAAGUCUAACUUCAUAGAUAGAUUGAAUGUUUAAACUAAUUAUAGUUCUUUUUACUUGAAAAAAAUUGUGAAUUUGUAAAUGCUUUUUUCAAUAAAGUUUCAGAUAUAUUUUGUUCAGGAAUUUAUUGUGUCUCUUCAAAAAACCCCUAAAAAAAU
Molecule: messenger RNA, 2320 nt
Organism: Ceutorhynchus assimilis (cabbage seed weevil)
Lineage: Eukaryota; Metazoa; Arthropoda; Insecta; Coleoptera; Curculionidae
Source: the annotation of a GenBank genome assembly